AUGAGCUCUUCAAUGAUGCCAGUCGCUCUUCAGAACAAGCUGGCCGGCUACGGCCGGGCCUCCAGUGCCCAUCUCUCCGCCUUGAAUCUCGACCUUAUCCGCAAUAUUGUAUUUAUCCUGUUUAUUCUUCGGUUCGUGCGCAAGACCUUCUACUCCGUCCGCGGCUACGGCAUCCUCGGCAGCAUCCGCAACAUCUACAUCUCGCUCCGGCUCUUCUGCUACGGCCUCUUCCUGCGCACACCGGGUGUCCGUGGCCAGGUCGAUAAACAGGUCAGCACUGCUAUUACGAAACUCGAAGCAAAGCUUGUCAACAGUGGACCGGAUGUUACGCGCUAUCUUGCGUUGCCCAAGGAGGGCUGGUCGCCGGAACAAGUCCGCGCGGAACUGGACAAGUUGGCUGGCCUUGAACAUACUCGUUGGGAAGAUGGACGUGUUAGCGGGGCUGUUUAUCAUGGAGGUGAAGAGCUGCUGAAACUUCAGACUGAGGCAUUCGGACAGUUCGGUGUCGCGAACCCAAUUCAUCCGGAUGUUUUCCCUGGUGUUCGGAAGAUGGAGGCUGAGGUUGUCGCUAUGGUUUUGGCUCUCUUCAAUGCUCCUGAAGAUGGCGCCGGUGUUACCACCAGCGGUGGUACUGAGUCCAUCCUUAUGGCUUGCUUGGCCGCCCGACAAAAGGCUUUCUUGGAGCGCGGUGUUACUGAGCCCGAGAUGAUUAUUCCCGAUACAGCCCAUGCAGCAUUCAUCAAGGCUUGCAACUACUUCAAAAUCAAGUUGCACCGUGUGCCUUGCCCCGAGCCAGAGUUCAAGGUCGACGUGGAUGCUGUUCGUCGUUUGAUCAACCCUAACACUGUUCUUCUCGUCGGCUCAGCACCCAACUUCCCCCACGGUAUCGUUGACGACAUCCCCGGCCUAUCGCGUCUGGCCGUCAGGUACAAGAUCCCGCUUCACGUUGACUGCUGCCUGGGAUCAUUUGUCGUUGCACUCCUCAAGAAAGCCGGCUUCCCUUCACCCUACGAAGAAGAAGGAGGCUUUGAUUUCCGACAGCCCGGCGUAACCAGCAUCAGUGUCGACACUCACAAAUACGGCUUCGCACCCAAGGGUAACUCAGUCCUGCUCUACCGUAACAAGCUAUACCGCAACAAUCAGUACUUCAUCUACCCCGAUUGGUCCGGCGGCGUCUACGCCUCCCCUCGCUUAAUGAGCGUGGGCGAAACCGGAUACAUUAACAGCUGCACGGAGAUCAUCAACGCAGCCCGCAAGUUUGAAGCAGCCGUCCGGACGGACUCAAUUAUCUCGCUACACAUGGAGGUCAUCGGCAACCCCAUCGUCAGCGUAGUCGCCUUCCGCAGCAAGAACGGCGCAAUCGACAUCUACGAUAUCGCCGACGACCUCUCUGCCAAGGGCUGGCAUCUCAACGCCCUGCAGUCCCCACCUGCCAUCCACUGCGCCUUCACCAUCCCAACCGCCAAGGCUGUCGAGCAGCUCAUCGCUGAUCUGACUGAAGUCAUCGGAGUAGAGCUUGAGAAGGCCGAGCAGCGCAAGCGCGAGGGAAAAUCGUAUAUCCUCCAGCGUGGUGAUACGUCUGCCCUGUACGGUGUUGCUGGUAGUAUCCCUGAUAAGACUAUCGUUAGCCGUCUGGCGGAAGGGUUCUUGGAUACUCUGUACAAAGCAUGA
Molecule: messenger RNA, 1671 nt
Organism: Penicillium bovifimosum
Lineage: Eukaryota; Fungi; Ascomycota; Eurotiomycetes; Eurotiales; Aspergillaceae
Product: sphinganine-1-phosphate aldolase DPL1
Exons: 5
Coding region: 1-1671 (556 amino acids)
Biological process (GO): carboxylic acid metabolic process; sphingolipid catabolic process
Cellular component (GO): endoplasmic reticulum
Molecular function (GO): sphinganine-1-phosphate aldolase activity; pyridoxal phosphate binding
Source: RefSeq, a predicted model, not a curated record